AUGUCUGCUGCCACCGUCGCUCCGUCCAGUCUGACAAACGGUCACGCUGGUACACAAGACCCGAUGCUGCCACCAGCACCAGCACCGGUGUCCCAAAAGAAAGGGAAAGGAAAGAAAGAAAAGAUAGGAGCCGAUGAGACUUCGAAGUUGCUGGCAGCUAAGAUAUCACAAUUGGAGCAAGAUGCGGCUGGGGAAAAGGAUCAGGAGGCGGAGAUAGAACGUGAGGUCAAGAAAGCUACCAGAGAUCUGAACCAAUUACUCAACAACAUCGAAUCACCGCUGACCCGGCUCGAUACCGUGCAGAAGAAGUACACAGAGCUUCUAGCUGAUAUGAAGAAGCUGGAUCGCGACUAUUCCAAGAGCAAAAAGCGGGCAGAUCAGCUACAGAAAGAUCAAGACAAGUCAAAGUCGGAGUACAAUAAGACGGCUACGAUGAAGGACAAGUUAGAGAAACUCUGCCGGGAAUUGACCAAAGAGAACAAGAAAGUCAAGGAUGAGAAUAAACGAUUAGACGACACAGAGAAGAAAGCACGGGGUCUGGUGAAUGAGCGGCUUGGUACCCUGCUUUUCGACGUCCAAGAUAUGAUGAACGCAAAGGGUGGUUCGCAAAGCGAGAAUUUGAAUACAGAACUAGAUGAGCUGUUCAAGAUUCGGUGCAAAGUCCUUGCUGACCAGAUGGAUUUACGAGAGCUACAUUUCAAGUCAAUGCUUCGCCACAAGGACGCCGAGAUAGCAAACCUGGCUGCUAAGCACGAGGUGGAACGCAAAAGAGCAGAUGCAGAAGCCACUCGAUGCCGCACGCUUACGGCCCAGGUCUCUACUUUCUCCCAUACCGAAUCAGAACUUCGUAGCCAACUGAACAUAUACGUGGAGAAAUUCAAACAGGUCGAAGAUACACUCAACAACAGCAACGAGCUCUUUCUUACCUUCCGCAAGGAGAUGGAGGAGAUGUCAAAGAAGACCAAGCGACUCGAGAAGGAGAAUCUCACCCUGACGCGCAAGCACGACCAGACGAACCGCAACAUUCUAGAAAUGGCCGAAGAGCGAACAAGAGACAAGGACGAGUUAGAAAAGCUGCACAAGAAGGAAACCCAGAUGCGGUCCAUCAUUCAGAGCAUGCGAGAGCAGGGUCGGGGCAUAUCACAUGACGUUCCACCAGAUGUCGAUGAUGAGGCAACCGAAAGUGAUCUCGAGGACGGAUAUGAAGAUGACGAAGAAGAAGACGAGGAAGGCAGCUUCGAAGGGGACGAAGAACUCGCCGCAGAAUUCUCCAAGCCUGUGUUUGGACCCGUGCCACCUCCAACGUUGUCCGAGGCGAGGCCGAAUGGCAGUAAGAUCAACGUCAAUGGCAUCAAGCAUUGA
Molecule: messenger RNA, 1362 nt
Organism: Endocarpon pusillum Z07020
Lineage: Eukaryota; Fungi; Ascomycota; Eurotiomycetes; Verrucariales; Verrucariaceae
Exons: 5
Coding region: 1-1362 (453 amino acids)
Molecular function (GO): syntaxin binding
Source: RefSeq, a predicted model, not a curated record